UAUUCUAAAACAACAAUUAAGACUAUUGUGACAAUAUACAAAGGUUUUAAAUAUAUCCUGAAGAUUGUUUUUCAAGCAACAGAAACUUAAUAUAUCAUCGGGAUCGAUAUUCGUUAUACCUUAAAGAUGGUGGAUCGAUUGGUUCAUUCGGAGGCCAACAGCAGGCGCAUAGCCUAUGUGGAGCAAUGUUUUGGUGCAUCUGGACAGCCAUUAAAUGUAACCGGUCGAGCAUUAGUUGGAGAAGGUGUCCUAACCAAAAUGUGUCGGAAAAAACCCAAACCUCGGCAGUUCUUCCUGUUUAACGAUAUUCUUGUGUACGGCAAUAUUGUCAUAAACCGAAAAAAGUAUAAUCAACAACAUGUGAUAUCAUUAGAAGAUGUUAAAUUAGAGGAUGUUCAAGAUGAAGGAAGUUCUUUUUACACAACCGAUGGUAAACGAGCCUUACGGAAUGGCUGGAAACUAAUAAGUCCAAGCAAAUCCUUUGUUGUAUAUGCAGCUACUUCUACAGAGAAACACCAGUGGAUGUCACAUAUCAAAAAGUGUGUGGAUGAUCUCCUUAUUAAACAGGGAAAAACCCAGAACACAGACAAUGAUUCCCCUGUGUGGGUGCCUGACUCGGAGGCCACUCUCUGCAUGCAUUGCAAAAAGUCCCAGUUCACACUGAUCAAUCGGCGGCACCAUUGUAGAAAGUGUGGGAUAGUUGUAUGUAAGGACUGCUCCAGCAACAAAUGGCUCCUCCCCCAGCAGGCAUCUAAACCCCUCCGUGUGUGUCUAACAUGUUACCAGGGCCUGUCACACACCAAGGCAACAGUACCGGUGACUAAUACUCAUGCUACAGACGAUUCCUCUGGUGAUUCAUCCUCUGAUGACGACGAAGAACCAGCCAAUCAAGAUGUCAAUGAGGAGAAUAGCAUUCCCCCAGAGGGACAGUUCCAGUCUUAUGAGUGAUAGUAAAAGGGAAGUGUAUUGGAUAUUCUGCAGGAAAGAACCAUCCUUCAACCAGUUGAACCAACCAUUAUAGUGCUAAAGGGAAACAAUUUAUUCACACGGAUAACAGAUAUAUAUUGUUGUGGCUUAAAAUUCUUCUACUAGCAACACAAUCUUGCUUACUUGACCAUCUGUUUCACUUGAAUAUAGUCUUGAAAAUGUCUUUAGAUAUGCCAUUUCAGGUCUGUGAUGUAUUUUGUAAACAUGCUUUUGACAUUUUUUUUUUGUCAUUGGUGAAUGAUGGUGGUAUAUUUCAAUGGUUUAUAACCGUUCAUUAAAAAAAAAGCUUACCAGUAUGCAAUUCAUUAACUCAUGAUUUUUUACAUAAACUAGCAAGUACAUGUACCAGAGUAAUGAUCAAGUGUACAUUAGGCAAAAAGAAUAAGAAUUUGUCAGUAAUGUUUAAUGUAGGCAAUUUCACAUUAUUGGGAAAUGGAAUUCAAUGUUUUAAUAAAAUCUAAAUUAUUUUAAAAAAUAAAAAUCUUGAUUUCUUCCAAAGCUGAUUCAUUAUAGAACUAUACCACCAACUAAAUUCUAUUCAAAUUUACGGUCAUCCCUUUGGUGUGAAACUACUCAUAUUAAUCGUGAUAUUUAUUAGCAAAUAUUUGUACAUAUUUUUCUUUAACAAAUUCACAUACUAUAUGCAAAAAACAAAGUUCACAUCUAUAGUGUUUAUGUAUAUCAACAGUGAAAUGUAUGUUCAAAAGAUAAUGCAAAAUUCAGUCAGAUUUCAAUAUGUAUAAUAUGUAUUUAUACAUACCGUAUAUAAAUUGUGUAGCAUGCAUGAUCAUACACUUUGAAUAAGGUAUGUUUUUUUUUUGUAAUGCAUAUAAACAGAUUUGUAUUUUGACACUAGCAGCUGGUUUAUCAUUUUAAAAAAAGCAGUUUAGUUUCUGGGAUAUGUGGUCUGUUCCAGAGAGAAAAUUUUAUUUUGAUAUCAUGGCAUGAGUUUAGCAUUACUGUACAGUUAUGUAUGUAUGGUAUGAAAUUUCUGAAAAUUAAAUAUUUUCAUUUCCCUUUCAUAUAUUAAAGUGGCUAAAAUCAUUCUUGGUAUGCAAACAUUUUGUUUACAAAGCGAAGAAUUGUAAGCUCUGUAACUCGCUUAUAACUCAUCAAAUGACACUCAAAUUUUGGUUGCCUAUUAAAAAUGCCUUACUGAAGCAUUGUAAACAUUAAAGUAGGAGAAAUAAUUUUUGACCAAAAUCGUGACCAUGCCCCUUUAAGUCAUUUACAUAUAUAUUUGCAACUAAAGUAGAGGUCUUAUUUACAUGUAUCGGUACUUUUCCAAACCUCAGUUAAAAGUUCCUUAUAGAAACAAAUUGGAUAGGUUAUUUUUUAAGCAAGCUAAAUUACAAUACCAGUAUCUUUGCUUUGCAUGGUUUUUGAAACAUUUACCAGUAAAGUGUCUGCUUCAUGCAUUUAAUCAAAAGAUUUUGUUUUACUUCUUAAAGAGUUUUAAAACAGAUUGAUAUAAAAAGUGACGGUUUUUUUAAAUUCUUGAGGAAAAAAUUUGAUUAAAUUUCUCAAACCUAUCUUUGUACAAUGUAGUACAUAUAUAUAAUUUUUUUUAAAAAUACUCCAUUGUAACCUUAAAUCUGUUUAGAAGCAAUGUAAGCUUGUAUUAAACUCAUAGUAUUCAUAUAAAUCAGUUUAUGUAACUCAGGUUUUUAAUGUUUAUAAUUAUAUCAUUAACUGGGUUGUUAACAAAACAAGACUUGGAUCCAUAUGUGCUGGAAAAAUGAUACAAAUUUCGUUGUAUGACAUAUUUGCAAACGCUGAUUGUUUUUUUUGCUUGUUUUUUUUUCUUUGUUUAUAUGCUGUAAACCAAAUUUAUUCGCGGUGACUUUAUUUCACGAUUAACUUCCAAUAAACUGGCUCGCGAUGACUAAUGUUCGUGACCAAGCUUUAUCCAGACCCGUAUUUUGUUAUAACAACCAUACGAUACAAAGACUGGUUUGCGGCAAGAAAUAUUCUGCGACGAUGAGGCUCUCGCUAACCCUUCGAAAAUUUCUCGCACACGAAUAAAAGUUGGUUUACAGUAUGUUAUUGUUAUUGAUCAUUCCAUUUCCAGUACAUGUGUACUGCUGAUUGUUUUCCCAUGGGAAGUUUAAAUGGAAUGGAUGUAAUAAAAUAGAAUGGAAUAGAGUAGCUAGUAUGAUCUAUUUUAUUGAAUUGAAGAGUUAAAGUUGAAUAAUUUUUCUACCGUUUAUAUGUAGUCGCUAGGCUAUUGAUAAAUUUGUACAGAUGAACAUUUUUCAAUGACUGUAAUUAGAAAUUGCCAAAAUUGUCAAAUUUUCUUUUAAAACAAUUAAGUAGCUGGGUUGGAUCAUAUGUACUUAGACCAUCACCAUAGAACAGUAUUUUUGUACAGGUGUAUAAAACAGACCUUUUUCAUGAUAAAAUUCACAGUGCAUUUCAUGCUACGAUUUUUUUAAUUCUGUUAAAUUUGUACGUAUCUUAUAUAACACAAUAAAACUAUGGUAUUAUAAAAAUAAA
Messenger RNA from Magallana angulata, 3483 nucleotides. Its product is annotated as pleckstrin homology domain-containing family F member 2-like. Gene Ontology annotation, molecular function: phosphatidylinositol binding; metal ion binding. The record is from RefSeq and is a predicted model, not a curated record. The transcript is spliced from 11 exons. Lineage: Eukaryota; Metazoa; Mollusca; Bivalvia; Ostreida; Ostreidae. Bases 127 to 948 code for a protein of 273 amino acids.